AUGACGGACUUAAAGGCAAUGGACCAAAUCAACACGGAGCUUAAAAACGUGCAAAACCGCAUGGACGUUGUUGAGAAGCGACUGGCAGCUGAGACAAAGCAGGUGGACGGGCCUGUCGGUGGCACCGACCUGCGCGAGUAUCAAACGCAAAUGCUACUGAAACUGCGUACGAUUAGAGACACAAUGCAGAAGGAAGGGUCAUCUUUGGAGCGAAUGCGCGAGGAACGCGACGAAGCUCGCCACGAGUGUAGUGCUCUAAGGAAAGAAGUGGAGAAGCUUAAUUAUCGCGUACACCAUCUCAAGCAGCACGUGCCGGUGCCAUCGUCGGCUACCAUGAAGCUAUAA
Messenger RNA from Peronospora belbahrii, 345 nucleotides. The record is from the annotation of a GenBank genome assembly. Lineage: Eukaryota; Oomycota; Peronosporomycetes; Peronosporales; Peronosporaceae.